AAAGGGCCCGGCCCCCAGCCGGCGGCUACUUAAGGCCGAGGGGCUGCGGCGGCCGCAUUUGCGCUGGAUCGCUGGGACACGCGUGGACGGGGUGUACGUCCUGACCAUGACCCCCUCCAGACUGCUGCCGCCCCUGCUGCUCCUAACCCUGCUGCUCGCUGCCCACCCAGGAGGCACCCUGGCCCGGUGCCCAGGCUGCGGCCAAGGGGCGCCGGCGGGCUGUCCUGGGGGCUGCGUGGAGGAGGCGGACGCGGGGCCGCCCGAGGAAGAGUGCGCGGAAGCCGGAGGCUGUCGCAGGCGGGAGGGGCAGCAGUGCGGGGUCUACACCCCUAACUGCUCCCCGGGCCUGCAGUGUCACCCACCCGAGGACGAACCGGCGCCUCUGCGGGCGCUGCUGCAGGGCCGGGGCCGCUGCGUCAGGGCGCGCGCGCCCUCGGGGGAGAGCCCCAAGGAGGGUAAGCACCAAGCAGGCUCCGCUCGCCCCCACGACGGGAACCGCAGAGACCAGCAGAGGAACUCGGGACCCUCCGCCACUCCCACCCGCCCCAACCCCGGGGGUGUCCAAGACACAGAAAUGGGCCCGUGCCGCAGACAUCUGGACUCGGUGCUGCAGCAGCUCCACACCGAGGUCUUCCGAGGGGCUCACACCCUCUACGUGCCCAACUGCGACCAUCGUGGCUUCUACCGGAAGCGACAGUGUCGCUCCUCCCAGGGCCAGCGCCGAGGGCCCUGCUGGUGUGUGGACCGGAUGGGCCAGCCUCUGCCGGGCUCCUCCGAAGGCCACGGAAACUCCCCGUGCACCAGCGCCGCGAGCAGUGGCUAAGGCUGCGGUGGGGCGUGGGGGUGCUGCGGGGACACUGGCCACUGUCCCCGAGGGCCAUCUGUCGAGGGACGAGUAACUCCACGCCCUGAGCUCCACGCACACCCGCUUCACACCCUUCCCCGCUGUCCCCAUGCCCCAGGCCCUCUCACGUGGAAAGUGUGUUGGUGCAGUUUGGGGUGUCAAUAAAGCAGUGUGGGGUGCCUGGCCUACA
Molecule: messenger RNA, 1034 nt
Organism: Sorex araneus (European shrew)
Lineage: Eukaryota; Metazoa; Chordata; Mammalia; Eulipotyphla; Soricidae
Gene: IGFBP6
Product: insulin like growth factor binding protein 6
Exons: 4
Coding region: 107-823 (238 amino acids)
Biological process (GO): regulation of insulin-like growth factor receptor signaling pathway
Cellular component (GO): extracellular region
Molecular function (GO): insulin-like growth factor I binding; insulin-like growth factor II binding; fibronectin binding
Source: RefSeq, a predicted model, not a curated record